Manihot esculenta (cassava) is the source of this 1553-nucleotide messenger RNA. RefSeq lists its product as uncharacterized. Lineage: Eukaryota; Viridiplantae; Streptophyta; Magnoliopsida; Malpighiales; Euphorbiaceae. The transcript has 7 exons. The coding region runs from base 185 to 919 and encodes 244 amino acids. The record is from RefSeq and is a predicted model, not a curated record.
UUCACGGUAGAAGCAGAUGUUUCGGUCCACGAGCGUGAUUUAGCGGUCCAAAUUAUUAUUAAUUUUUCUUAAUUAGAUUAUUAUUAUUCAUCUACAUGCCAUCAAAUUUUCCACGAAACUGCUCAAUUUCAUGUGAAUUGUCCACUUCAUAAUCUCAGUUUUAAGGAAAAUUUUGUUAAAUUAAAUGAUCAUGAUGGAGGAGGGAUCAGAGAGGACAUUGAUGAGGAGCUUGCAGAAGGAGCAAGAAAGAGAACGGCGUCGUAUUAGGGAUAGGCAGAGAAGACAAUCCAUGACUAUUGAAGAGAGGGAGAAACAUCUUGCUAGACGCCGAAGAAACUAUCAACUCCGCCGUCAGAGAGCAGAAACUGCCCGCUUGGACCUUCGAGUUAAUCAAAAUAUCACUACCUCCUCCUUCUCCACCAUGCUCGCAACCAAAAGUAACGAUUACUCACCAAUGACUUCUGUCUCCAUUUUUAAUGCACAAUGCAAUGUUGGUCUCAACUCAGGGCACAAAAAUUCUGUGGGUUUGGAUAUUCCAUCUCAUAAAUUAGCUAAAUUACCAAGAAGAUUGCGCCUAAACCAUUUGAAACAUUUGGCGAGAUCACUGGAUGAUCCUGUAGAUAUUCCUAAUAAUCACGUAAUUGUUGCAGAUUUGAUCAUUAAGGGAAAUGCAAAUGCAAAUUCCAGUUGUGUUCCUUCUAAAGGAUUGCGAUUAAAUUGUGUUAAACGACUUGCCCGGUCAUUAAAAUCCGAUCUUGAAAAGGCUACUAGUGAAAAUCAUCAAAACAAAAUGGAAGUGGAGCAAAAUUUGUUAAACGGGGAACUCCAGCUUCAGAUGCUCAGUAUGAGCAAUGAUGGGUCCAAACUGGUUCAAACUUCCAGUGUGCGAUGUGGAAAUGAAUGGCUUUUGCCUCUCUGAUGGAUGCACUUCUCUCCUAAGCUAUUGAAGAAAUAUGAGGGAUGAAACUAACAAUGCUUCUCUACACAGUCUCUCAUUUAUUUAUGGUUUUAAAGCCACUUUACGAGGAGGAAAAUUGCGGAGAGAAAAAGAGAGAGAGUUGGGGCAGAGGGAUCUUCAAUCACACGGAAAGCACAUUUCUAGUAACCAUUUUACAUAAGAAUGUACAUAACUGCAUAUGCUAUUCCUUUUUCCUUUUGUUGUAGAUUACAUGUCAAUUCUGAGGUUUGCUUAUAGUUGCAUGUCACAACAAGAUUUUACUAACAAUUCUCACUAAUCUAUCUUUUUAUUCAUAACUAAGUUCAAAGGCAUGUCUAGUAGACUAAUUUUGAUAAAAUGGCUAAAAUGCCUUUAAAACCUUUUGGAGAUGUAUUAUUUAUUUUUUUCUUUAAAAAUAAAACUAUAGUGAACUUUAAUAAAUUAAUUUUAAUUGUCACACCUAUCGUUUCUCAUUUAAUUUCAUAUUUUUUAUUUGAUUUUGCAUUUUUAUUUUAUGUAAUGUGACAAUUCCAAGCAUUACUUUGUUACUGAUUUUAUUGUACUGGAUAUAGAUUUUAUAUUCUAAAAAUAUGAGUUUCUCCUUAGUGUCCCCACU